Linum trigynum is the source of this 3817-nucleotide messenger RNA. The record is from the annotation of a GenBank genome assembly. Lineage: Eukaryota; Viridiplantae; Streptophyta; Magnoliopsida; Malpighiales; Linaceae.
GCUAACGAUUCGGUAAUGUAGCGAGUUUUACUACAAUUUUCACAUGAAGAGUGACUGAAAUACUGUUUCUAUUGUUCUAUGGAUGGAUUUCGAAGAAAGAAGUGAGGUUUUACCUUGAUAUUUUGUGCGAAAACGAUUUUUGAGCCUCGUUGAAGUUGGAAACCCUUCUUUUUUCGACGAAGAAGCGAGAACAGUGUAUCGUUGAAUGAUUCUUCGAAAAGCUUUGCAAAAAUCGUUCGAUUUGAAGUUUUUUUCUGGAAGUUUUUGCUGCGAUUUUGGUGAUAGAAUUGAUUAUCGGGAGGAAGAAUGGAGAGUUAGAGAGCAGAGGGAAGUGGAACUGUCGCUUGAAAGGUGAGAGAAAGAAGGAGAGAAGGCGGGACGGUUGUCGCUGUCACGUCUGCAAUUCAAAUUGUCAGAGACGUGAUUACCUUUUUGCCCCCGCGUGUAUUUAAUUGGCAUGAUCUGACGGCUGGGAAGAUGGCGCGAUGGACGGUCAGAUGGACGGUUACUGACCGUUACUGAUAGGUCGGUUACUGAUAGGAUCCGGACCCCCUUGUGCGGAUCAUGUAGACAUUCUUCAAAGAAUAUCUAAAUGAGGUACUAGUCCUUUGUGUUGCAAUUUUGCUGCGGGGCUCCAAUUUAUCUGUAGUAACUUCCUAGUACGUAAUUUCUCGUAUUAUUCAAGUAGUUGAUGCAAGGGAGAUCUCUCGUGUUGUGGCUGCAACCAUUCUACAUCCUUUUGUAUCUACACCUACUUUAGAUGCUAGUGGAUUGUUUGUCAAUAGCACCGGUUCAGAGUUGAAAGACCCUACAAGACUGAUAUUUCCUGGUCAAUCAGGAGGUCUGGAUAACAUAAGUGGGAACCUUUAUCAUCGUUACUUCUCAGGCACCAUUUCUCACUUUGAUCCUGUUAGAUGGCCAGUUGAGGAUACUUUGAUUCCGGAGAGGUUUGUUGAUCUUUAUGCAUUCACUGUAUCAUUAAUGUGAAAGAGUUUCAUAUAUAUGAGGAACAAGUUGUUUUCUUUUAGUCUAUGUUUAUGCCUGGUUCGUACCGGGCGGUUUUGUGAGACUUCACUGACUUCGUGCUGUCCUUUGUAGAUGAACGACGGUCCUCGAAGUCCUGCAAGAAAGGUCCACAGGGAGUGAUUUGGGUGUUACACCCCAUCUUUUUCUUAUGCCCUUGGUCCAAUUUUGUCAAAUUUCACCGUAGUGUCGGGGAGGACUAAAAAUGUGAACUAUCGGUUCAAGCAGUGUCGAAUUUCGACAUCAAAUGAGAAAGUUACGGACAUUAAUUGAGUUUCGGAUUAAACUCACCCGUAAAUUAGGAAAUGCCCAAAAUACCCCUUGAACUAAUUAAAACCCUACCACUUAAAUACCUAACUCGGCCUCACCACUACCAAUUAAACCCUACUCACCGUAGAAGAGCUAGCGGCAGCCGAGGUGUGUAACCCCUUUCUUUUACCCAUUGCUCACAAUUCCCGCGGCUGCUCAACUGCGUUCAUGUCACCACCAUCACUUGCCAUUACACCAUCAUCGUUGCAACACCAAGAACAAGCAAGCGUCGAGGUCGUUGAUGCACGUAGCUCGGAAAGGGUUAUAGCGUUCAUUGCAGCCGAACUCGAGAUGCCAAAUCGGUGGAAAGCGAUGGGAGGAAGAGAGGCGCGUUGGCUAGUUCGGCAUCACCGACGUGUUAGAGCUCCGUCGACGGCCCGGCGUAGCCGACUUCAACCAUUAGUCAAGUGGUGGGUAUCAUCUCGUAGAGGGCAAUUCCAGGAUCGUCACCGUGUCGACGAAAUUGAAUUCCGACGUCGGACAAGGGAGAACCGAGCCUCCCAAGUUUGAGCAAGAAUUUGCCUAGUACAGGUACCAUUCGUGGAAAUUUGAAAAGUUAGAGGAUUAAAAGUGAAAUUUUUCAGUGAGGUCGUGGUCAACUGUGUUGACUGGAAAAUUGCAUUUCAGUACCUGGAACUUUCAAACUGACAGAAUGUUUAUUUUGGUCAUAACUCGAUCAAUUGACGUCCAAACGAGGAACUGUCUGCGCCUACGGAAUUGUAGAAGCGAGGGGAAUGUUAUAGAAGGGAGUUUUGGAAAUUUCAGAGUCAAAUCAGAGUCAUAUUUUCGAGGUGAGUGUAAAUGGGGUAAAUUCUACGCCUUACGUAUUCUUUUAAGUAUUAUGAUUUUAAGUAUUUUAGCGAAUUGGUUAUCGGUCCUUGGUUAUGUGUGAUUGAUUAUUUGUGCUAUUUGAGGUGAUUUUGUUUGAGCUAUGCUUGAAGUGAAUGGUUAUUAUUUACCUUGAAAAUUUUAUGAGUAUAAGUUAUUGUUAAAGUUUAGGAAACAAGGUCUUUUUAAGAAGUAACUCACCUUCAAGCAGGUGAAGUCGUUUUAAUUUUUUUUAGUCACUAGCGCCAGUCCGUUGCCAUUUGAGAUUUUCAGAUAGGGCAGCAGUUAUGCUCUUGAGAUCUUUGAGACAGAGCAUCAGUUAUGCUCUUGAGACUUUUAAGAUGGGCAGCAGUUAUGCCCUGGAGAAUCGUGGUGAAGAGCCAUCACGAUAAGUUUAAGAUGUUAGGGGGAUGAAUCGUUACGACUUCCCUAACUAAGUUUAAGUUCAAGGAAAGCCUGGAUGGCUUCUCAUACGUAUGAGUUGGGCAACCAGACUAGCUAGUGAGGGAUCCCCGUGUCGGUCAAGCAUUUAAGUCAAGAUUUGAGUUUUAAGAGAGGAGAGUAACAGUUGUCAAAAAAAAAAAAAGAGAGGAGAGUAACUUCAACUCCCUCAAAGUUUAAGAGUUAAGAUUUUAAGAUUGGAAGUACAAACAACUUCCACCAGUUAAAGUUAAGUGUUUAAGCAAAGUACUCAAGUCUUACAAAGUAUUAAAACGUAAGGGCGUAGACUGACCCCAUCUCACUCACCAGGAGUUAGUAAAGGAAAAGCGAGAACUAGACUGAUAGUUGCAGCUAUAGGAGCAGUUAGUGAGCAGCGAGAUCGAGAAAGCUGUUCGAGGCAGCCAGCUAGAGGAGAGCAGUGUAAGCGUCACGGAGGAUGCUUAGUCAAGGUUUCAAGUAGCAACAAAUUUAGAGAUUAUUAGUUAUUUACAUUUUAUGAUUAUGAGUAUAGACUGGAGAUCAGAUUGAGUUUUUGAAGUUUGAGUUUAAUUUGCCCACGUGUUAGGGCUUUGCUCUGAGCUUCAAGUGUGUGUUUCCAGUAUUUUAUUUAUGAAAAUUUUUCCCAGUUGCAAUUUAAGAUUUGAGUAUUUUAUUUAUCAAGGGCAUUUUAGUAAAAGUAGUACCGGCCGGGUUAGGGUGUUUCAUUUUGGUAUCAGAGCCGGUCUUCCUCUAUUCCUUGGUCUCCAUGGAAUACUGGAAUAUCGGUCUCAGUUUUAAAGGCUUUUGUUUUAAAGGAAAGGAAAACGAGCCAAGGAUCUUCUUUUAAGAGUUUAUAGAAUCUCCAGUCUACUCUAAUCGUAUUAAAGUAAAUAACUAAAGUUCCAAUAGAAGAGGUUCCAAUCGUAAGGGAAUACCUUUAGGAUUUUGGAGGAGUUGAAGGAGUAGUACGAGGAUUCUACUACUAGGCAGCAAGGAGAGGAUCUAAUAAGCAAAAGCAAACAAAUAAGAGAACUAUGAAUCUCCGAAGAAAGAGCUACAAUCACUAGAUGUCAGUAGCUAUAGUGAUGGGAGGAUUUCGGGGUCCUUGACCCUAAGCAGUGGCGAGGAAGCAACGAGCCAAGAAACGAAGAGGUACCACGAGAAGUCCCUCAACUAGUGUUAGUGGUCAACGCUAUUAUAAUAUAGUGUCAAGGAGUAGUAAAAAGCUUAGACUUCA